Messenger RNA from Engraulis encrasicolus (European anchovy), 919 nucleotides. Its product is annotated as transmembrane protein 163a. The coding region runs from base 59 to 919 and encodes 286 amino acids. Gene Ontology annotation, cellular component: synaptic vesicle membrane. The record is from RefSeq and is a predicted model, not a curated record. The transcript is spliced from 8 exons. Gene Ontology annotation, molecular function: monoatomic cation transmembrane transporter activity; zinc ion binding. NCBI's taxonomy places the organism in Eukaryota, Metazoa, Chordata, Actinopteri, Clupeiformes, Engraulidae. Gene Ontology annotation, biological process: transmembrane transport; monoatomic cation transport.
CCUCUCACACGGGUGUGAGAUUAUUUGGAUGCCUAAAUUGACCCACACCUGAACGACGAUGUCAGACGCCUUGGCACCGGAUCCUAUUCCCGUCCCGGAUCCCACUAUCGUGGAUCCAUCGGCUCAAAACGGUCAGUGCGACCCUCCUGAUCAGUCGUUGCCUAGCAGACCGAGCCAGAGAGACCCAGUCCCAGACCCGUUCACCAUGGACCACCAGGAAAUGAAAAUCAGUGACAACGUCGAAGACAAAGGUCUGCUGGAGAGCAGUACUCGUCUGAAGCCCCAUGAGGCCCAGGAAUACCGCAGGAAGGCACUCUGGGUCUCCUGGGUCUCCAUUUUCGUCACACUCAUACUGGCCGUCGCUGCUUUCACUGUUUCCAUCAUGAGACACAGCGCAUCUGCCUUUGGCUUUGCAUUUGAUGCCACGCUGGAUGUGCUGUCCUCUAUCAUCGUGUUGUGGAGGUACAGCAACGCAGCGGCAGUGCACUCAGCGCACAGGGAGUACAUAGCCUGUGUGAUCCUGGGUGUGGUGUUCGUCCUCUCCUCCAUCACCAUCCUUGUCAAGGCAACACAUGACCUGGUAACCAAGCUGAAGCCAGAAGUGGAUGACUUCCUGUACAGUGUGUCCAUCAUUAGUGGGAUAACGUGUCUGAUCCUGUGUGUCUUCAAGUUCAUGCUGGGCAGAGUGCUAACCAGCCGGGCUCUCAUCACUGACGGCUUCAACUCGCUGGUGGGCGGCAUCAUGGGUUUCUCCAUCCUGAUCAGUGCGGAGGUGUUCAAGCACGACCCGGAGGUCUGGUACCUGGACGGGACAAUAGGCAUCCUCAUCGGCCUCAUCAUCCUGUCCUACGGAGUCAAGCUGUUGGUUGACAUGGUACCCCGCGUCAGACAGACAAGGCACUACGAGAGGUUUGAGUGA